GUUUCAACAUUAGAGGAGGUACGACAGCUUCGUCUCCAGGACGUGCACCGCUUUGUAAGGCAACGUACUCCUUCCACCGACGAUUCCUCUACUGGUGUGGAGAGGUCUUCAUCCUAUGUGUACCACAACAGUCAUGUUGGGCAAAAUGUUGAGAAAUAUCUCGAAGUCGAAGAUCU
Amoebophrya sp. A25 is the source of this 176-nucleotide messenger RNA. Lineage: Eukaryota; Dinophyceae; Syndiniales; Amoebophryaceae. The record is from the annotation of a GenBank genome assembly.